Messenger RNA from Eurytemora carolleeae, 385 nucleotides. RefSeq names its product serine protease inhibitor dipetalogastin. Gene Ontology annotation, molecular function: protein binding. The transcript is spliced from 3 exons. NCBI's taxonomy places the organism in Eukaryota, Metazoa, Arthropoda, Copepoda, Calanoida, Temoridae. The coding region runs from base 36 to 356 and encodes 106 amino acids. The record is from RefSeq and is a predicted model, not a curated record.
UUUUUAUUUCUUUAACAGUAAUCAGUGUCUCUUAAAUGUGCUUUCUAACACGUUGGAUCUGCUUGUUUCUAUUUGCAAUUUUUAUAAUUUCUUCUUCUAUUUCAGGGCAAUGUCCCCGCCUGCUGAGUCCAGUGUGUGGGGCGGAUGGAAAGAGUUAUGAUAAUGCUUGUCUAGCUGAGUUCAAGUCUAGUGUUCAAUGUGAUGGACCUUGUCCUUGUCAAGGUACAGAAGAAGUGUGCGCCUGCCCCAAACAUAUAAGUCCAGUGUGUGGUGAGGAUGGAAAUGAUUAUCAUAAUCCUUGUUUAGCUAAAUGUAAAACCAAAGUUAAAUGCAAAGGAAAAUGUCCUUGUGCCUAGUUCUGACUUCAAAUAAAUUUUUGAAUUUA